AUGUUGUUUGCUGUAAUAGUUUUGCAAGCUCUCCUUAGCAUUGGCGGCAUCUCCUGCGGUCAUGCAUCACCAGAGCUUGAACCGGCGCUAGUAAUACAACCCUCUGUCCUGGGGGAUAACUUGAGAGGUGAUGCUUCGAGCCCAAUCCCCUGGCUUCAACUUGAAGGCUACGUGAACCUCAUCGCAGACGUCAGCCAAUUUCGUUCUAUCUCCAUUCUCAAAGGGCACAGAGUCAACGUCAAUAUAGUCGGAGGGAACUGGACGAAUCCAGACGGAUCGCUGCUUGCCAAGAUUAUUCCUAACAUAGGAGGAGAGCAAGGGUAUAUUGAUGCCACAGACGUAUUGCAUAUAGAUGUUCGAUACGUCUUGCAGUUCGUGAGCGACAACAAAUACGGCCACGUGCGGCUGAGUGGCCUGGGAAAAGCCGGGGUGUCCAAUAAAGUUAUCGUGACCGUCGAGACAGACUCAACCGCCAACCUCAAAUUCAAUAACCAGUUAUUGUACACUCCCGGUAUCUUCUCCGGAAGCCGUUUGACAGCUCCUAUAUGGGCGUUUGUAGAUGGGCCUGAGGUUUGA
Messenger RNA from Cantharellus anzutake, 576 nucleotides. RefSeq lists its product as uncharacterized. The record is from RefSeq and is a predicted model, not a curated record. Lineage: Eukaryota; Fungi; Basidiomycota; Agaricomycetes; Cantharellales; Hydnaceae. The transcript has 5 exons. The coding region runs from base 1 to 576 and encodes 191 amino acids.